This is a messenger RNA of Lytechinus pictus (painted urchin), 742 nucleotides long. RefSeq lists its product as uncharacterized. The record is from RefSeq and is a predicted model, not a curated record. The coding region runs from base 209 to 742 and encodes 177 amino acids. The transcript has 5 exons. Lineage: Eukaryota; Metazoa; Echinodermata; Echinoidea; Temnopleuroida; Toxopneustidae.
GAAACCUUUUUUCUUUAUGAAUGGACUCGUUUGAUAGCAAAGAAAUUAAGGAACCCUGAGAUACAUGCAAGUUUUAUUGGAAUGCAUCUAUGAACGCAGAUUAGUUGACAGGAUCAACGUGCGGAUUUUCUAAUUAGAUAUUGGAUUAUUCAUCGUGCUGUGAUUAUUUUUUGAGUGGAGAUCAUCUCACCUAAUAGAAGCUAGCAAAAUGAUGAAUCCAUGGAGAAUCCAAGAAGAGGAGGAUUUGAGUUCCUUUGCGAUGCCCUUCUUGGAGAGUGAAGAACGAUCUCCCGGGAGCUCACAAGCAGGAAGCAAUUCAUCUUCCCCUGGAGGAAGUCUAACAAACAUCGACAGCAACAGCAGAAGAUAUACCUUCCCAAGUAAUAGCUCUAAACCGGGUAAAAGGAGAUGGCACAGUGGACCAGCGCCCUCAACAUCCAGUCAACAAUCUCCUAGCUCUGGCAAACUACUCUACAGCACAUCACAAUCAAGAUCAGUAGUUGGAUCCCCGAGCGCCACCACCACCCAGCCAUAUUCUUACGUUAGCGGCCUUCAACAACUCAGACUGCAGGACUACAACAGGGAGCCGGAGAGGAGACUGCCUCGGCGGGUCCUUGUCCGGCAGUUCUCGGACCAGGGAGAGUCUGUAUCGGUACCUUUCCAUCCGACUGAAGCAGAUGUCGCAGGAGCAAAUGUCGUUUCACCCAUGGAGGAUGUUCACAGCAGCUUUCCUGGUGGGUGA